UUUUGUGUGUGCCUCUAGCGCGCUGGAAUUGCGAAGGCAGUAAAUAAUAAAGUUUGGCUCAGAUGGCAGCGACGAGGCUGUGGACGACGGGGUUUCUGCUCCACGCUGCCUUCAUUUUGCUAAGUGGGGCGUCUCCGGAGACCCGUUGCUACUGGUGCGGGCCGCUGGCGGAGCAGGUGCACCGCAGCCGGCGCUCGGCGGCCUGCGGCGCCUCCGACCACAUCACCGUGUGCGAGCCCGGCUACAACUACUGUGCGGUCGUCGCUACUUCACCACCUCGAGUAGAGUCGCGAUACUGCGUAAAAGUGUAUCAGGAUGAGUGCUACCCGGUCUAUUGCAACUCGACCAAAACGUGGAAGAUGACCUGUCCGUGCCGGGGCGACCUCUGCAAUGGACCUAACACUGAGAGAGAGGACGAGGCCUUCGCUCUUCUCCCCAAACUAGUAGCCAAGACACACAAUGCGCGGAUCAAAAAAAGAACAGCGAAUGCAGCACCACAUUUGAUAAAGCAUGAGAGGAAAACCCGAAUAAUCAGCAACGAAGACGCAGUAAUUCACAAUAUGUCUAACCUUAGUUCUAACGAGGUGAAUAACGUCCCUCAUGAUAAUAAACUUAUUGUAACUGAAAAUGAUGCUAUAUCUAACAUUGAAGGUAAUCUGAAUCAGCAAUCCGGAAAUAUGCAGUCGGAUCAACCAGUCAAUAUAAUAGUUGAACAUCACAGUGAAGACAACACUCAAAGUACUGUUGCUAACAUAGAGAAUAUGCAGACAUCUACUGUUGUCAAUAAUCAACUUAUCGAAAUUGAGAUUCAUGUCAGUGACCCAACAGAAAAACCGAGUGCCGUCAAAGGAGACGAGCGACCGUGCACCGACUCUACAACUAAGGCGGAAUCCAACGAAGCAGGCAAAAAUACAGAGCCUAUAAAAGUUGAAGAAUCGUCUCUAGCUACCACAGAUAAAAGCAUGUUAGAGACUGAGGCUGCUAUGAAAACCACGGGAAAUAUAAAUGCUGUUGAAAGCGAAACGAUCAAACCAACAGAAACUGUUCAACAGCCUGCUAUAGAAACAAAAUCCACAGACAAAUUCCAUGCUGAAUCACCGGCGAGCACUACAGAAAUCAUGCCAAAUGAUCAAACCAUGAAUUCUAUUGAUCAAAUGCAAAAUGAUGCUCCACUUAUAAGUCCAACAGAUACUGUUAAUAUAAAAACUACAGAAGUAAUUAAAGUGGAUCAACUGCCAACUAAGGACACUGUGAAAGCAAGUAGUGGAAUUCCUACAGCAGAAGCUCUUCUACAAAACGGGAGCCCUCCUGUGUCUACAGCUCCUAUUCUAGUUACAGAAAAACCUACUGAACCUUCAACUACCGAAGUCACGACAGUCCCCACCAUUUUGACCACUCGGGAACCAAUAACAAUACAGACAACUACACCAGCGCCCCGUCGUAAAAACAACUCGGUACGAAUAACAUUUAGUUACUCGCUAAUAGUUCUAAUUUGCUUAGUAUAUUUGUAGAUGUAAGAUUAUUUUUAUACUUGCAUAACUCACAAAUAGCCGUAUCAUAGUAAACAAAUGUAAUAUUGAUCUCUAUUUCAAUAACGUUAGGUAUAACAGUU
Messenger RNA from Cydia amplana, 1612 nucleotides. RefSeq lists its product as uncharacterized. Bases 63 to 1511 code for a protein of 482 amino acids. Lineage: Eukaryota; Metazoa; Arthropoda; Insecta; Lepidoptera; Tortricidae. The transcript is spliced from 3 exons. The record is from RefSeq and is a predicted model, not a curated record.